Messenger RNA from Fopius arisanus, 1010 nucleotides. RefSeq names its product PHD finger protein 5a (gene Phf5a). The transcript is spliced from 3 exons. Gene Ontology annotation, biological process: mRNA splicing, via spliceosome. The record is from RefSeq and is a predicted model, not a curated record. Gene Ontology annotation, cellular component: U12-type spliceosomal complex; U2 snRNP; catalytic step 2 spliceosome. The coding region runs from base 286 to 618 and encodes 110 amino acids. NCBI's taxonomy places the organism in Eukaryota, Metazoa, Arthropoda, Insecta, Hymenoptera, Braconidae.
UAGUUCCCGCAACCAAAAAAAAAACAUAAACAUUCUUUAAAUGAAAAAAAAAUUGUGAUAAACCGUUUUUUAAAUAAUUCAAAUAUCCCGCCUAGGGGAUUCCAUCUCUGAAUGUGUUUUUACAAUAAACAAAUUGGAUAUAUGGAGUAAAGAGUCUUGUUUGUAUAAACAAUUAUUAUUGUGGAUUAGGGGAAAGCGUUUUGGAGUCAACAAAUUAUUCUGACAAAAAACCCGAGUGUUUGGGGUCUGAAUUUCGAAUUUUGGGGCCUAGAAUUCAAAUAUAUCAUGGCAAAACAUCAUCCUGAUUUAAUUUUCUGCAGAAAACAGCCUGGAGUAGCUAUUGGGAGAUUAUGCGAAAAAUGCGAUGGGAAAUGCGUAAUCUGCGACUCGUACGUUCGUCCUUGCACUCUCGUGAGGAUUUGUGAUGAGUGUAAUUAUGGGUCAUACCAAGGUCGAUGUGUAAUAUGUGGAGGUCCAGGUGUUUCUGACGCAUAUUAUUGCAAGGAAUGUACAAUCCAGGAGAAAGACAGGGACGGAUGCCCCAAGAUCGUCAACCUCGGCAGCUCCAAGACAGAUCUAUUCUACGAGAGGAAAAAAUACGGCUUCAAGAGAAGAUAAACAAUUAAACAAUGAAAAAUAAAAACGCCAAAUUUUUCAACAUCAUCUAUAUUUUAUUAUCUCUAAUUUCAUGAUUAAAAUUCUUCAGACAAAACAAUUAAUUGGAAUGUCCUGACGUCUGAAUGGAGUUAGCACAUGUGUUCAUUAGAAUUCUCUUUAAUCAUUUAACAUGUAAUAUAGAAGUCUCUAAAAAAUAUCGUCAUUACAGCAAUGAAAUUUCUCCGAAGUGAAAAUAUCAGUUAAAAUUUUCAAAUAAAAAAGAAAAUGCGUCGAGAUAAUUUUCACUGGGUCACAAACUAAAAUCGACAAAAACAUUCGAAUAAACAUUAAAAAUCCCCUAAUUUUGUAAUCUAUCAAGAUACAGUAACGAGUGGAUAAAAUUCCUAAUCGAA